Molecule: messenger RNA, 1951 nt
Organism: Pleuronectes platessa (European plaice)
Lineage: Eukaryota; Metazoa; Chordata; Actinopteri; Pleuronectiformes; Pleuronectidae
Product: plexin-A4
Exons: 5
Coding region: 335-1951 (538 amino acids)
Biological process (GO): semaphorin-plexin signaling pathway involved in axon guidance; negative regulation of cell adhesion; positive regulation of axonogenesis
Cellular component (GO): semaphorin receptor complex
Molecular function (GO): protein binding; semaphorin receptor activity
Source: RefSeq, a predicted model, not a curated record
GCUGCCUGGAAGUCCGCCGCUUUUUGAACCCCGUUUCCCGUGCAAGGAAUCGCCUUCGAACCAACAGCCUCAUCGGGGAUUUUAAAGUGGACACUCUGUCUCGUCCGGAUUUAACGUGAUUCUCUCGGUUUUUGGGAGGAGUACCAGGAGUUGGGGAUCGCUCCGGACGUGCCUCUUAUCCGCAGUGUCGAUGCGGCUGAGGCUGUGAAGUGAUAUCUGCAUAGAUUACAGGCACAUGAUGCCCUCCAUCUCAAGAGAGGCUUGAUCCUGAUUGGCUACAGUACUGGUCUGUGCCUCCUUCCCUCUCCUCACCGCUCCCACCGUCAGCAGAGCCAUGACAUCCCUCACCAGGACAUGGGCCUGCUUUUUUGUAUGCUGCUUCCUGUCUUGUCUGACACUUCCUGUGACAUCUCAAACAGUGGUGCAAGCCCCGCAGGCUCACAGCGCCGGCUCCCAGGUGAUCACAGUGUCCCUUCAGGAGGACGAGUAUUCCUCCUUCCAUGCAGAGAACCCUGAGUGGAAAUUCAACCAUCUGGCGGUGGACUAUCGCAAUGGCAAUGUUUAUUUGGGUGCCGUCAAUCGCAUUUAUAAACUGUCCCCUGACCUGGAUGUCCAGGUUUUCCACGAGACUGGCCCAGAUGAAGACAACCGCAAUUGCUACCCACCGCGUAUCGUCCAGCCAUGCAGUGAGCCACUGUCACUCACCAACAAUGUCAACAAAAUGCUUCUCAUGGACUACCGGGAGAACCGGCUGCUGGCAUGUGGCAGCCUCUACCAGGGCAUCUGCAAGCUCCUCCGUUUAGAUGACCUCUUCAAACUAGGGGAGCCCUUCCACAAGAAGGAGCACUAUCUCUCUGGUGUCAAUGAGAGCGGCUCAGUGUUUGGUGUCAUCGUUUCAUAUGGCAAUGCCUCUCCGGACAUGCUGUUUAUAGCCACAGCAGUGGACGGCAAGCCAGAGUACUUCCCCACCAUUUCAAGCCGCAAGUUGGCCACGAACUCCGAGGCGGACGGGAUGUUUGCAUACGUUUUCCAUGAUGAAUUUGUGGCCUCUAUGAUCAAGAUCCCUUCAGACACCUUCACUGUCAUCCCAGACUUUGACAUAUACUACAUUUAUGGCUUUGCCAGUGGGAACUUUGUGUACUUUCUGACUCUGCAGCCUGAAAUGGAGGGUGGGCCUACUACCGGAUCCUCCUCUACAGGCCGGGAGCAGGUCUACACUUCCAAGAUAGUCCGCCUUUGUAAGGCCGACACCGCCUUCAACUCCUAUGUGGAAGUGCCUAUCGGAUGCAUCAGUGGCAAUGUGGAGUACCGAUUACUCGAGGCGGCCUACCUAGCCAAAGCUGGUGCUACUCUGGCACGCUCGCUAGACGUGGCACCAGAUGACGACGUGUUGUACGCCGUCUUCUCAAAGGGCCAGAAGAGACGUCCUCGUCAGGCCUCCCAGGACUCAGCACUGUGUGUUUUCUCACUGCGGAAGAUAAACGAGAAAAUCAAGGAGAGGCUGCAGUCCUGCUACAAGGGUGAGGGCACGCUGGACCUGGCUUGGCUCAAAGUCAAAGAUGUCCCCUGCGGCAGUGCGCUCUUGACCAUAGACGAUGACUUUUGCGGCCUCGACAUGAACGCGCCGCUGGGCGUGUCCGAGAUGGUGCACGGCAAGCCCCUCUUCUCCGACGCCAACGACAAAAUGUCCUCCGUCAUCGCCUACGUCUACAAGAACCACUCGCUCGUCUUCGUGGGCACAAAAAGUGGCCGUGUCAAGAAGGGGGAUAAGGUUAGAUUAGUAGGCUGCACGGACCUGCAGGCAAACAGGUACCACACCUUUAAUGCCACGGCGGUCACUCACCAAACCAGGGGUCCCCCCGCGGCUCUGUCUGCUGUGGUGUCAGAUCCCAAAGCGAGAGGACUCAAGCCGGAAGGAAAAGGGAAGGAAGUAAAGAAGGAGGGAGCUUAA